CUCGAUGUUCCAUCUAGCAAUAUAUAAAAUACGCCUUCGCAUGAAACAUAACCUCAACAAAUGUUAAACUUGCCAACUUUUUACAUGUUUAUCAUGAUCACUUGUGUCAAAACGUAGGAAUGCUGUAUUACAUGCGAUCUCUAAACAAGAUUAAGUCGUCGAUUAGGUGCCUAAUUAUCGUCAUAUAACUUAAUGGGUCGAUCUGUUGAUAAUACUUUCUUGAUAUGGCCCCACUGACAGAUUUACUUUCGUGCAGCAUAAUCGAGAAAGAUUCUAACGGUGAUGUAUUGUGGACGUGGUCUUAUCCGACGAUAUCGGAAUCGCAAAAAGCAGUCGUUGCGAGGAAAUGUAACUUAGAAUUGGAGCAUAAUUCUCCUCAAGUGUUUGUAUUUUCAAGACAAAAACACGAUUGGUUCUACAUACAUUGUAGCGAAGUAUUCGAUUCAGACAAAUUACCAAAAAUAUGUACGCGCAAUGAAGUUACUGGAAACAAACAAGAAUUGUCUUCAACACAGGUCAAGCAAUUUGCAUUGGUUUUGUUUGCAAAAGACUUUAACCCACGAAAAUACGAAGUACUCUCGAGAGUACUUAGCAAAAUGUACUGCAAGACUGGAAAACCAACAGAAAUCUUACAGCUAUACCUUUCGGUAUUUACUAAAGGAUCUUGUUCUACUCAAGAAAACGGAACAUUUGUUUCCGAUGACUUUAAUAGCCAUCGGUUUACAGUGAAUACCAACAUUAAAGAAUUAAUUAAAACUUUUGAAUUGGAGACAAUUUUGAUAUACACAGCGCUUCUUUUGAAGAAAAGAAUAAUUGUUUAUCAUCAUAGCUUGGAACAACUUUUGAAAUGGAUUGGAUUGUUUCCUGCUUUAAUGAAACACCGUAAAGUCACAGACAAUUUGUUUCCUUGGAUCGAUCUGGUCGAUGACGAAUUAACAGAAUUAAAGAGACAUUCGUAUUACGUCGCGGGCUGCAGAAAUAGCUCCAUAUCGUCGAGAACAGAUCUGUACGAUCUACUUGUAAAUAUUCCAGCUAGAGAAAUUACCGUUGCUUCGCAUGCAAAAGAAAGUCUUACAAUGACAAAGACACACAAAGAAAUAGCUUUAUUCAUGGUUCAACUUUGUGAAAAUCAGACGUACACGGAAACUCAAAUAAUAUCCGAAAUAAACGAUAAAACUCAAGAUCUUUUGAACCAGUUAACAUCUUUGGCUCUGGUUCAAGGACCAGAUGGAAGAAAGAUGGUUUCCGCGCAAACAUUGAAGGAAAAAAAUCUACCGCCAGCCGUUGAAAACUUCUUAAUCAAUUUGGCUGUUGCAGAGAAUCUGUUUCUAUUAUAAUCUAUUGUAUAUUUUUGUAAAUAAAUUCAUUCGAUUGGA
Hylaeus volcanicus is the source of this 1376-nucleotide messenger RNA. Its product is annotated as DENN domain-containing protein 10-like. Gene Ontology annotation, molecular function: guanyl-nucleotide exchange factor activity; small GTPase binding. Gene Ontology annotation, cellular component: late endosome. Gene Ontology annotation, biological process: protein transport; regulation of early endosome to late endosome transport. The record is from RefSeq and is a predicted model, not a curated record. NCBI's taxonomy places the organism in Eukaryota, Metazoa, Arthropoda, Insecta, Hymenoptera, Colletidae. The transcript is spliced from 5 exons. Bases 225 to 1337 code for a protein of 370 amino acids.